Adineta steineri is the source of this 681-nucleotide messenger RNA. The record is from the annotation of a GenBank genome assembly. NCBI's taxonomy places the organism in Eukaryota, Metazoa, Rotifera, Eurotatoria, Adinetida, Adinetidae.
AUGUUCGUUUCUCUCAAUCAUCGCCUUCUCUACGGUCUACUAGUGCCUAGUAGUUGUAUUAUUCUUGGUAGUAUUAUUUGGUAUUAUAAUCGUCAAAAAAAUAAACAAGUUCGUUUAAAUCGUUCAGAAUACCUUGUACUCGAAGUUCAAGUACCUCAUUAUUGUGUAGGAAGUAUAAUUGGCAAAGGUGGUGAAGCGAUUAAACGUUUUCAACAACAAUUUUCUAUACGUUGUACAUUUGCAAAAGAUGAUGAUAAAUGUUUGACAGAAAAUUAUCGAAUAUUAGUUAUUCGAGGUCAACGUCAACAAGUAUAUGAAGCUGAAGUUGAAAUACGUCGUGUAAUUGCUGAUUUACCUCAAUAUGAACAAAUUGAAAUGUUUAUACCAGAAAAUAUGUGUGGAUAUUUAAUUGGAAGAAAUGGUUCACAUAUAAAAGAUAUUCGAGAUAGUUCAAAAGCUCGUCUUAAUAUGGAUAGAAAAAUAAUUGAUAAUUUAGAAAAUAAAACAUUUACUCGUUUAAUUAUAUCGGGUACUAGUGAACAAAUUGCAGCAGCAAAAACUUUAGUUGAAGAACGUUUAUAUCAAUUAGAACAAAAAAAACAAGGCGGCGAUAAUGGAUUUGCUAUUAAAACGAAUUUUAUUCAAGAUGAUAAUGAAAUUAUUGAUGAUGAUGACGAUUAA